Molecule: messenger RNA, 1897 nt
Organism: Mycena citricolor
Lineage: Eukaryota; Fungi; Basidiomycota; Agaricomycetes; Agaricales; Mycenaceae
Source: the annotation of a GenBank genome assembly
CAAGGAGGCAAUCAUGUCCAGGUUGAGAGUGGACUCCACCCGCUUUGCGGCGAACUUUGCGCGACCUCUGAGUGCCCGGUUCCAGGCCCCGAGCACUGAAUCCUUUGCAACCUUUCAAUCACUCCAAACCUCCGAGACAACUGAAAAACUCCGAUCUUUCCUCGUUUUACUACAGCAACCUGCUCCCGAACCGUCCACCGUUGACGCCGCGCUCGCCUAUCUUGCUGAAACAGACAAUGCCGUAUCUCUGCUCUCCCAGGAAUCCUCGGAACUCAGAUCCGCUGUACUCAAUCAGGCGACUGUGUGCGUCUACAGUCGCGCGCUGGAGACAUACUUGAAUGAGGCAGUCGCGUUCGAGGCCGAGGCCGAGUGGUGGGCUAACGUCGAACGCUCCAACGUCAACGUCGCCUGGUUUCUCCUUCAGACAUUUCCCUCGCGAUUUACUCGGGCGCUGAACACCAUCCUUGCUGCCCUCCGAGAACACCAUCUCCCUCUCAACCUCGCGUCUUUCUCGCCCUCGUCACUGAUCCGCCUGUUUCCAUCGACUGCACUCAGGCCUUCGGCAUUGACGCGGGCUCUCUUUCCUCACCUUGAGGACGGAACAGCAAUGACAUCAUCGAUGUUACCACCUCGAUCGCAUAUCCCGUCGCUCAUCUGGUCCAGCAUAUGCCAGCCACUCAGCCUUGCCCGCGACGAGUGCCGCUACAAACGGCAGCGGCUCGAACAGCUGAGAGACAAUAGGGCAGACAAACUGGGUGACUUGGCGGCCCUGCGUAGUUCAGCGUCCUCGCAGAACUCCUUCCUGCAGCACGGAUUGGCUAGAAUCGUGACCGAUAGCGAUUUUCGAGCAGAGAACGAGCAAAACGUUGUCCAAAAGUUGUCGAGCUCACUGCUCCCUGCCCAUAUCGCUGCGCAUGCAGCUGAGCUCCUCCAGUUGAGCAGACCGUCGCGUUUCACGCUCAUCUGGCCGAAGCUGCUUUUGUUGCCGCCUCUGAGCCUCUAUGCCAUCCGCUCGCUGUGGGUGUCUCGGGCAUCUAUGUGGGAAAUGGCACUAGACGCGAAGGAAACCGCGCAAGGGUUCAUCAAGAACUCGCUGGUCGAGCCGAUCAAGGACAUAUUGACCACGGUCAGAACUGGAGGAGGUGAUGGUGUGAUUGUUAGGAAAGAAGGAGUCGUUGCAGACUUGGAUUCGCUGGAGCGCAUGACCUUGUCGCUCGCCCAAGAUCAGUUGCGCUACAAUUCCACGCAGCUCGCUGAACUUUCCGCCAAGAUCCGUGUCGGGGACCUCACCCCCGUCCUCCGGUUGUACGAGGAAGACAUCAAAUCGCCGGUCAAGUCAGCGCUGACCGGCACACUACUUCGCUCGAUGUUCAUUCAAGUUCAAAAAGCCAAGGUCGACAUCGACCAGGCACUCGCUGGUAUCGACAAACUGCUCAAGUCGCAAGAACUGACGUUUGCGUUCGUCGGCCUGGCGCCCGCCAUGGUUAUUACGAUCGUCCUCGGACGGUCUCUGUCGUCGUUGCUCGGAAGCGGCCCCAGCGACGGCCGAUACGGAGGCAAGCUCCAACGAGCAGCGGCCUGGGCGGCGUUGCGACGGAUUGAAUGCCUUCUCACGGCGAAGCAUCGUGCGCGGCCCAACACGAGCAGCGGGAUGAUUCUCAUCUCUGUGGCUCGCCUGCGAACUUUUGCCGAGUCGAGGCUGCCGAAGAGGUCCAGGCUACGAGAGGGCUUUUUGGAGGAUGUGACCGAUCUUGAGAGCACGACGAUGGAGCGGGAGGAUAAGCUUCGGGUGGUCGACAGGAUGUGGAGAACCUGGGGGCCUGCUUUGGGAUGGGACAAGGUUCCGAGCGAGGAGGCGCAGAACAUGCAAGAAGCAGUGGAUGACCAGGAGGGCUGA